ACAUAACCUAAAAUUAAAGAACAAAAUGAUUAUAAAACAUUUAUUAACAAAAUUCAUAAAUAAUCGUUACAUUUUUAAAUAUCAAAAAUGUUUAACAAAUUAUCAUAUAUUUAGAACAUACAGCAAUCCUCCUUACGAAUUAAAUUUAAACAUAAAUGGGGUUUCGUUAAAUAAAUAUCUCUCCAAUUUAGUUCGAGAGUAUGAGAAAUUGGAUCAAACGACUCCUACAAAACGAUUAAUCGAAAUUCAACCAGUUAUUUCGUUACUAAAUAAUCGUGAAGAAUUAGUAAAGGAUAUGCAUCAACUAGGCGAUUUAUUAAACGAAUCCGAUAAAGGUUUAAAAGAACUCGCAUUGGAAGAAAAAAAGGUAAUUGAAGAUAAAAUUGCAUCACUCGAUAAGGAAUUAGAAGAGGUUGUUUUACAUCUUGGGGAUGAACAAGAGUGUAAUUCAAUAAUUGUUGAAGUCAAUGCUGGUGUUGGUGGUCAAGAAGCUAUGUUAUUUGCAAAAGAACUUUUUGAAAUGUAUUGUGGUUACACGAAUUUUAAAGGAUGGUCUUAUGAUGUAGUGGAAUAUUCAACAACUGACUUGGGAGGUAUCCGACAUGCAAUAAUCUUUAUUGAUGGAGAAAAUUGUUUUCGUUUCUUUAAGUAUGAAGCGGGAGUCCAUCGAGUACAACGUAUUCCAACCACAGAAAAAGCAGGAAGAGUUCAUACAAGCACAGCUUCAGUAUUGGCCACCCCCCAACCAACUGAUAUUCAAGUAAAUUUACAAAGUAAAGAUUUAAUAAUCGAAACAAAGCGAGCUUCUGGGGCUGGGGGUCAACAUGUGAAUACCACCGAUAGCGCUGUUAGAGUCACUCAUGUUCCUACAGGAAUAUCUAUCGAAUGCCAAGUGGAUCGUUCACAACUAAAAAAUAAAAAUGUGGCUUUACAAAGAUUAAAAGCUAAGUUGUAUGAAAUGGAAUUAGAGAAACAACAAAGCGAUAUUGCUAGCGCCAAAAAAAAUCAAGUGAAAUCGAAUUUUAGAAAUGAAAAGAUCAGAACUUAUAAUUAUCCGCAAGAUAGAAUCACAGAUCAUCGAUUACAAAGCUCAAAUGUACAUAAUUUAAAAUACUUUUUAGAAGGUAAUGAAUUAUUAGAUAAUUUAAUUAAUAAAUUGUAUAUAAAUGAUAAAGUAGAUCAAUUGUUAAAUAGUAUAGACAAUAAAUAAAGAUUUUUAUUAAAAAUG
This is a messenger RNA of Onthophagus taurus, 1228 nucleotides long. RefSeq names its product mitochondrial translation release factor 1 (gene mRF1). Gene Ontology annotation, biological process: translational termination. NCBI's taxonomy places the organism in Eukaryota, Metazoa, Arthropoda, Insecta, Coleoptera, Scarabaeidae. The record is from RefSeq and is a predicted model, not a curated record. Gene Ontology annotation, molecular function: translation release factor activity.